AUGGGAAAUGAAUUUUCCAUUUCUUUUUUGGAAAAUCUUUUGAGGGACAAAUCUGAAGACGAAAUGGUUCGCCACGAGCUACCGAGCCCUCUUCACGCUGCGGGACUUGAGAGCUCCUGCUGCUGUUGCUCUUUUAGCUGCUGCGCUGCAGCACGACAGCAGUUCUGCACUUUUGCGGCACGAACUUGCUUUUGUUUUGGGACAAAUUCGCUACCCUCCUGCUGCUGCUGCUGCUGCUGCUGCUGCUGCUGCUGCUGCUCCUGCUGCUGCUCCUGCUGCUGGCGGCGAGGGGCGCGAAGAGUUCCUCGCUGCUGCUGCUGCUGCUGCAGCAAGGAGGCACGCGGCAGCGGCGCAGCAGCAGCAGCAGCAGCAGUAGCAGCAGCAGCGGGGGGGCCCCCGGAUGCAGCAGCAGCAGCUGCUGCUGCUGCUGCUGCUGCUGCGCUGCUGCAGCGGCUGCACGAAGAGCCGGAGCAGCAAAUGGUGCGGCACGAAGCAGCGCUGGCCCUGGGGUCUCUUGCUGCUGCAGCAGAAGCAGCAGCAGCAAAACUAAACCCUCAAAAAGCCUCGCAGCAAUUAUCUCUUUUUUGCAAAACCCUUUCUGGAGUAAUAAAUAAAAACAAAAAAGAAAAAACUUUUCAAAAAACAAAUUCCAAAGUCGAAAUGCAUUUUCAAGAAAAAGAAGCAGAACAAACUAUGAGAGAAGUCAUUCUCCAGGCGCUCCAAAAGCAGCGCCACAGCAGCAGCAAAGUUGUUGCUGAGAGUUGCCUGGUGGCUCUUUGGAAUGUCCAGGAGGAGCUGGGCAUAGACUGCGGGGUCUAG
This is a messenger RNA of Eimeria necatrix, 819 nucleotides long. Its product is annotated as PBS lyase HEAT-like repeat domain-containing protein, putative. Lineage: Eukaryota; Apicomplexa; Conoidasida; Eucoccidiorida; Eimeriidae. The record is from RefSeq and is a predicted model, not a curated record.